AUGGCAGUCGCAAAAGAGUCAGUGACAUUAGAGUUUCUCUUGGAAUGGGAACCUGAUAGUUCGGAAGACGAAGAGAUUUUAGAGAGAGCGAAAAGGUUGGCAGAAUUGUAUUUACCUGAUGGAUGGCGCCAGUGGAAAGUCGUUACUCAUUCUAGAGCGGAGCUAUUGGGUGAAGUUUUUGAUUCCCAGAUCUUAAACAAAAUUAGAUUCAGUCUGCCUACGGUGGAGCUUGCUAGAGCUUUUUGUCCAGAUUGUACCUCACUUCCGGAAAAAGUAUAUAAAGACAUCAAAAUUAAAAUGCUUGAAUGGCCUUUUUGUGUGGAGCUUAUUAUUGGUCCACCGUCCAUCGGACGACAUUCAAACCCCGCUUACAGUAGUUUAAAGGAGCUCACAGUAGUUCUAACAUGGAAUCCUGGAAGACUAAUUCUAAGAGAGCCCCAAAGCGAAGUUUUAAUGCUUGCCCCAAGGAUAAACCCUCAUUCUACAACGAGUCAAGUUCUAAAAAACCAAGAUAAUCCUGACUUGCAGGAUUUUAAAGGGCAAAUUCGUGAGCGUCUGGCAAAAAAUGGGGGCACCUCCAGGGAUUCUGAAAAUAUUAGAGGGAUAUUCUAUCCCCUUCGUGAUAAAACCUCCUUUUACCCCUCUGACAGGAGUUUGCCUAGAGCAGUUUGA
Molecule: messenger RNA, 672 nt
Organism: Parnassius apollo (apollo)
Lineage: Eukaryota; Metazoa; Arthropoda; Insecta; Lepidoptera; Papilionidae
Source: the annotation of a GenBank genome assembly